Molecule: messenger RNA, 942 nt
Organism: Melozone crissalis (California towhee)
Lineage: Eukaryota; Metazoa; Chordata; Aves; Passeriformes; Passerellidae
Product: sulfotransferase 6B1-like
Exons: 7
Coding region: 1-942 (313 amino acids)
Biological process (GO): sulfation
Cellular component (GO): cytoplasm
Molecular function (GO): sulfotransferase activity
Source: RefSeq, a predicted model, not a curated record
AUGACCCGAAACAGUGAAAGAAUCAUUGAAAUAGUGGACAAAUGUUUUUCAGAGGGUGACAAGAUGUCCCCAGAAGACAUGCUGUUUUCCUACAGAGGUAUUUUAUACCCAGCUACAAUGAGCAGCCCACAGACUUUGGAAGCUCUGAAAUCCUUUGAAGCCAGGAGUGAUGAUGUGAUUCUAGUUGGUUACCCUAAAACAGGAACCAAUUGGCUUGAACAAAUGGUGAAGGAGUUGGCAGAUGCCAAAUAUACAGAAGAGGAAAUGAAAGAGAGAAUAAAUGCUGAAAAGAAGCUAGAGACAUUUCAGCGUCUAGAAUUUGGGGAUCCUGGCAUAUAUGAGAGGAUGAAGCAGCUUCCUUCCAGAAGAAUUAUAGUAACCCAUCUGAGAGCUGAUCUCCUGCCUCCAUCCAUUUUCCAAAGCAAGGCUAAGAUCCUUGUGCUAGUUCGGAACCCCAAGGACACGGCUGUCUCCUAUUACCACUUCUGCAACAACCUGUCAGUGACGCCGUCCUUCGCCUCCUGGGAUGAGUACUUUGCAGACUUCAUGAAUGGAAAAUUGGCCUGGGGAUCCUACUUUGACCACAUGGUGGAAUGGAGCAAAUACAUUGACAACGAGAGGAUCAUGACAAUAAGCUAUGAGGAACUCAAAGAGGACCCAAUACUGGGGAUGAAAAAGAUCGCUUCCUUCUUUGGAUUUUCCCUGUGUGAGGAAGAUUUUUCCAGAAUUGCCAAGAAGACCACUUUCAAAGCUAUGAAAGAGAAAUCCAGUGAAACCCAUGGAAAGUUUGGGGACGUCCUCUUCCAGAAAGGGGUUGUUGGAAACUGGAGAGACGUCUUCUCUAAGGCUCAGAAUGAAGAAAUGGACCAGAAAUUUCAAGAUUCCCUAGGAGGAACAAAGAUGGCAGCAAAGUUAAAAUAUGAUGUGUACUGCAAGGCCUGA